AUUUGCAGGGAUUUUGGAUUGCUUAUUAUGCUGUCAUUUGUUGUCACCAAAUAUUUGAUUGCUUUAACGAUAAUUGCAGUACUAUCAGUUACUGAAACGAAUGCACAAGCAGUAGCUUUAAAUCCUAUUACCUUCACGAACAACAUGCAAGUAGGCGGCAACACAGUAGCCUUCAAUGGUAAUGCAGCAGAGUUGGACUUUACUGGUGAUCGGAGAAGAAAUCAAACUAAACAGCCUUCUCAACCUCCUCAAGCUCCUCAAGCUCCUCAAGCUUUUUCUAACUCAGAUUUACUUCGAACUUUUUUACUAGCUUCGUUACUGGGGUCAGCGUAUGGUGGAGGCUCCCCAUAUUAUCCUUCAUAUGGUAAUUAUUAUCCAUACUUUGGUUACUCUCCUUAUUCCUACGGUUACUUUCCCUAUUACUAUUAUUAUUAUUAUGGAUAAUUGUCCCAUUUUUUCCAAAUG
Molecule: messenger RNA, 465 nt
Organism: Loa loa (African eye worm)
Lineage: Eukaryota; Metazoa; Nematoda; Chromadorea; Rhabditida; Onchocercidae
Exons: 3
Coding region: 28-444 (138 amino acids)
Source: RefSeq, a predicted model, not a curated record